Messenger RNA from Lachancea thermotolerans CBS 6340, 1254 nucleotides. It is a transcript of the gene RRP8, whose product is annotated as 25S rRNA (adenine645-N1)-methyltransferase. The transcript has a single exon. Gene Ontology annotation, cellular component: nucleolus. Gene Ontology annotation, molecular function: rRNA (adenine) methyltransferase activity. Gene Ontology annotation, biological process: rRNA methylation; ribosomal large subunit biogenesis. The record is from RefSeq and is a predicted model, not a curated record. The coding region runs from base 1 to 1254 and encodes 417 amino acids. Lineage: Eukaryota; Fungi; Ascomycota; Saccharomycetes; Saccharomycetales; Saccharomycetaceae.
AUGGCUCUCUUCGAAGUGGAAGGUUGGGACAUCAAGACUAAGGACGUGUCCUAUGAUAGCGCCAAUGCCAAAAAGGAGAACAAGAAGAAGGAAAGAAAAGAUAGGGCGAAGCGGGCCAAUGAGCGAAGGCUAGAGGCUAUCAAGAACGCUGAGAGCGAAGACGAAGACUUCGAGGAAAAUGCCGAGGACGACGGCGAACAAGUGGAGGAUGAAGAGCGCAAGCCUCCUACUCCAAAGGCGGAGAAAAAAGCUAAAAUCGAAGAUUCUGAAGCUACUAUUCAAAAGGCCGAGAAAAGCGCGAAGAAAAGUGCCAGCGAGCCCAAGAGGGCGUCCAGAAAGCGUGGCGCGGAGAAGCCUGAGGCUGGCGGAGACUCUGAGCCAGCCCAACCUGCCAAGAAACCUCUAACCGCCCUGCAACAAAAGAUGAUGGCCAAGCUAAGUGGCUCCAGAUUCAGAUGGAUCAAUGAGCAGCUUUAUACUAUCUCAUCCGAGAACGCUCUAGAGCUAAUCAAGAAACAGCCUGAACUUUUCGACGAGUACCAUGAUGGUUUCAGGUCACAGGUGCAGUCGUGGCCUGAAAAUCCAGUUGACGUCUUCGUGGAUCAGUUUCGCAUAAGAUCCAAGAAGCCCGUUAACGCCCCUGGCGGAUUGCCGGGUUUGCCGAACGAUAAGAAGAUCGUGGUGGCUGACAUGGGCUGCGGUGAAGCUCAACUAUCAUUGGAUUUGAAGAACUUCUUCGCGGAGGCCAACAAAAAGAGCAAGAAACACCACAAAAAGAACUGCGUGGUACAUAGUUUUGACUUGAAGAAGGUCAACAACAGAAUCACAGUUGCGGACAUUAGGAAUGUGCCUCUCCCAGACGGAUCCUGCACAGUUGUUGUGUUCUGCCUGGCGCUGAUGGGUACGAACUUCCUCGACUUUAUCAAAGAGGCUUACAGGCUGCUGGCCCCCCGUGGUGAGCUGUGGAUAGCCGAAAUCAAAUCCAGAUUCGCUGACCGGGAGGGAGAGGAGUUCGUCAACGCUAUCAAACUUCUAGGCUUCUUCCACAAAAAAACCGACGAUACCAACAAAAUGUUCACCAGAUUCGAGUUCUUCAAGCCACCACAAGAGAUAAUAGAGGAAAGAAAGGCGAAACUAGAGCGGAAACAGAGGUUCGUAGAAGUCGAAACAGAGAAGGAGGAGCUUGAGUCGAAGCGGAAUAAGACCCCAGAAGGCAAAUGGCUGCUGAAGCCCUGUAUUUAUAAAAGAAGGUAG